AUGAGGAGCGAUGCUUGCAAGUCUAAGAAGUUCGAGAAGGGGCUUAAGCCUAAAAUUAGUGCCAUGAUGGCCAUUUUGGACAUUCAAUCAUAUGCCCAGAUGGUUCAGAAGGCCAAGACUGUGGACGAUCAACUGAAAGAGAAGACUCUGGUAUCACAAGGGUCAGGUACCUUAUCUAUAUCAUCUUCGUCUGCUCAUGCAUUAUUUGAUUCCGGUGCAUCACAUUCUUUCAUUUCAAAUGCUUUUGUUGAUAAGAUGGAUGUACCCCCGAAGAACCUAAGGCACAAUAAGAAAGGGAGGUUGAGCCCUAGGUACAUCGGACUGUAUGAGAUUCUUACUAGAAUCGGACCGGUAGAAUACAGAUUGGCCCUGCCACCAUCUUUGGAAGGCAUCCACAAUGUGUUCCAUGUAUCUAUGCUGAAGAAGUACAUUUUAAACCCAACACCCGUCCUAUCUGUUGAAUCGGAGAAACUUGAAACUGCUAUGUCAUAUGAGGAACGACCUGAAAAAAUUUUGGACUAUAAGGAGCAUAAUCUCCGCAACCGUACUAUGACAUAUGUUAAGGUAUGGUGGAGAAAUCACACACCUGAGGAAGCAUCUUGGGAGCGUGAAGAGGAGAUGUGGGAAAAUAUCCUCAUCUCUUUGGCUUACAAGCUACGUUAA
Molecule: messenger RNA, 663 nt
Organism: Telopea speciosissima
Lineage: Eukaryota; Viridiplantae; Streptophyta; Magnoliopsida; Proteales; Proteaceae
Exons: 3
Coding region: 1-663 (220 amino acids)
Biological process (GO): proteolysis
Molecular function (GO): aspartic-type endopeptidase activity
Source: RefSeq, a predicted model, not a curated record